Molecule: messenger RNA, 762 nt
Organism: Microplitis demolitor
Lineage: Eukaryota; Metazoa; Arthropoda; Insecta; Hymenoptera; Braconidae
Product: rho GTPase-activating protein gacV-like
Exons: 3
Coding region: 1-762 (253 amino acids)
Source: RefSeq, a predicted model, not a curated record
AUGGCUUUGAUAUUGGAUAUUCAAGGAUUUACGACUGACAAUAAUUUUAUUGUCAAAGAAUUGUCAACAAUUAGUAUUCAUGAUGAUAAUUUGGUGGAUGCUACAUGUUUGCUUUUUAAAUCACCAUUCGAUCAAGAAGAUCUAACUGAUUCGGAAAAACGUCAGAAUGAUUGGCUAACUGAUUACCAUCAUGGAUUAGCCUGGAAUUCUGGUAUAAUACCGUACGAGAAUGCAAAAAAUAUACUUACUAUUAUAUUACAAAAUAUAACCUACAUUUAUGUCAAAGGAGCUAUGAAGAAAAAUUGGUUGGAUUCAGUACUCGAUGAUAAAAAACCGAUCAUUGAUCUAGAGGAUCAUGACGAGCUAUUGCAGUUAGACGAUAGCUCUAAUAGCAAUAUCGAAACUGAUGACCUUGUUACGCAAAUGGCUAGACUAUGGCUUGGUUAUUAUCCAGGUUGCGAAACAAUAAGAAUAGAUCAUUUCACAGGGGUUCAGCGUGAGCGUAAGUUGUCUACUAGCUCUGAAGAUUCGUACGUCUCGUUUCCAACAGAUAAUAAAGAAUCGAAUGAUCCUGGUGAAUUCAAUUCUGAAAAGGAACUGAUGGUUGAAAGAACACAACAAUAUUAUGAUAAUUGUGUCACCGACGAAGAUGAAGAAAAAGACGAAGAAGAAAGAGAAGAAGAAGGAGAAGAAGAAGUAGAAGAAGAAGAAGAAGAAGAAGAAGAAGUAGUAGAAGAGGAAGAUAAUCCGCAAUACACAUAA